UCAUGUUAUGUGGUGUUAGUUUACGCGCUUUACUUUUAUGUUCCGUUUUUUGAGCGUGUUUGAUUUAUGUAGUGCUCUUGUUUUUGGAACUAUAAUAAAAGUGCGCUUGUUCAUUAUACGCUGCUCUCCUGCACCUGACUUCGCCUCCAAUACACCAUGGACAAUAGUUCUUAUUUUUCAUUUCGAGGUGCACGGACGAUCAACACGUUCAAUCUACACAGGAAACAUGGUGUUCAUUUAUGCACCUUGCAAUGAAAAAUCUCAAAUAAAUUGUCAAGUCAAGGCAGUUGAUGAUAGGACAUAUGCAGGAAGGCUUUCUGAAGGGCAGUUUUUCGAAGGAAGUAUUUAUGUAAAUGCUCCCUCUGUCACAGCGAGCAUUUACCUUGUCAAAACUGAAAUUGCACCGCACAUUUUAGGAAAAAAAACGGACUAUUGCUGUUCCCUCUGCGUGUACAGAACCAUCAAUGUUCUUUCUCAUUUUGUGAAAGGACAUUGUGAGGUUUGGAGAAAUUGAGGGGCCACGAUACUGUUGGAGCUGUUGCUGUAGACUGUUCUGGUAAUGUUGCAUGUGCAACUUCCACUGGAGGAAUAAGAAACAAAACGGUGGGCAGAGUAGGAGAUCAUAGGUAAUAGGGUCUGGUGGGUAUGCAGACAACCUGAGUUGGGCAGUAUCCUGUACUUGCCAUGGAGAGUCCAUCCUGAAAGUCACCCUAGCCAGACUCUUCCACGUAGAGCAAGUUUUGUGAAGAAUUCAAAGAGAAGUGUUCCUUCUGUGUCCCAUGUGGGCUACAGUUGGCAGAUAAAACUCAAACAGCAGUGGUGAGGCACUUUGGUCUACAGAUACUGGAGCACGUCAUCAAGUUCAGAUGGAACAACAUGCCACAGCAAGAGAAAGUCCAGCUGAAGAACUGUGCUAUGGGGCUAUUGUCAACUGGCACAUAUUCUAUCCUGGAGGAGGAGAGCCACAUCAAGGACGUUCUCUCGCGGAUCAUAGUGGAGAUGAUCAAGAGAGAAUGGCCUCAGCACUGGCCUGACAUGCUGAAGGAGAUGGAGGCACUCACCAGUGUAGGGGAGGCCCAGACAGAGCUGGUGAUGUUGAUCCUGCUGCGGCUGGCGGAGGACGUGAUCACCUUCCGGACCUUGCCCACUCAGCGCCGCCGGGACAUCCAGCAGACCCUCACCCAGAACAUGGAGAGUAUCUUUAGCUUCCUGCUCGCCAUCCUGCAGCUCCACGUCGACGAGUACCGCAAACUGAAAAGAAUACCUGGCCAAGAAUUGCAGGCCAAGGCCCAUUGUCGGGUAGGCGUGUCCACUCUAAACACCCUGGCAGGCUACAUAGACUGGGUUGCCCUGGCAAACAUCACCAAUGACAACUGUCGCCUGCUGGAAAUGCUGUGUCUGUUGCUCAGUGAGACAGAGCUGCAGCUGGAGGCUGCAGAGUGCCUGCUCAUCGCCAUUAGCCGCAAGGGGAAGCUGGAGGACAGGAAACCACUCAUGGUGCUGUUUGAUGACGUUGCCAUGCACUACAUCCUCUCUGCUGCACAGUCUGCAGAUGGAGCAGCAAUAUGCAACAAAUCCUCUCCAACACAGCCAGUGGGGGCGGGGGUGGUGGAGAGACACUACACCUUCCUGAAGAGGCUAUGUCAGGUCCUGUGUGCCCUGGGCAGCCAACUCUGCUCAUUAGUGGGUUCAGAUGUGGAGGUAGAGGUACCAGCAAACCUUAGCAAGUACACAGAAGCGUUCCUGGCCUUCACCACACACCCAAGCCAGUUCCUUAGGUCUUCCACCCAGAUCACAUGGGGAACUUUGUUCAGACAUGAGAUUCUCUCCAAGGAUCCUGUCAUCAUCCAGAUGACCAUCAAGUACUUUAGAGCCACCAUGACCAACCUAGUCAAGACUGGUUUCCCUUCCAGCAACGACAGUCCCAGCUGUGAGUACUCCCGUCAUGACUUCGACAGUGAUGAAGACUUCAACUCCUUCUUCAACUCGUUCCGAGCGCAGCAGGGGGAGGUGGUCCGGAAUGCGUGUCGUAUUGUCCCCUUGGAGGCCUUCCAGAUUGCAGCAGAGUGGCUGCAGUAUCAGAUCAGUGCGCCCAUCGAUAUCGGAACCACUGUGUCUAAGACGGCUGAGGGGCUGUGUUCUAUCCUGUCUCCGUCAGUGGUCCAGUGGGAUGCUAUGACCUUCUUUACAGAGAGUGUUGUGGGAAAGAUCUUUAAGAACGUGGAGGAUGAGAAGUUGCCGGUAGACCAGGGCAUUGAGCUGCUACAGGCUGUGUUGAACUACAACACCCAAGACCCUCUCAUCCUGUCCUGUGUCCUCACCAACGUCUCCGUCCUCUUCCCCUUCGUCACACACCGACCUCACUUCCUGCCUCAGGUCCUCUACAAGCUAUUUGCCUCCAUCACAUUCGAGGUGGUAGAGGAGAGUAAGGCACCACGGACGCGUGCGGUGAAGAACAUCAGAAGACACGCCUGCUCCUCCAUCAUCAAGAUGUCUCGAGACUACCCACAAUUCAUUCUUCCGUGUUUUGACAUGAUGUAUAACCACGUGAAGAAGCUGUUCUCCAGCGAGGCUCUGUUGAACAUGCUGGAGAAGUGUGCUCUUAUGGAGGCCCUGGUCCUCAUCAGUAACCAGUUCAAAGACUACAACAAGCAGAAACACUUCCUGGAGGAGCUCAUGGCCACUGUGGUCGCUCGCUGGACCUCCGACGAGAUGAGGCGUGUGCUGUGGGAUCCUGCUCUGUUCCUGGACUUCGUUGGUGCUGAUCAGCUGGUGGCUGAAGGCAUAGAACACACAACGGGCAUCAACAGGUCACGGUUGAGUUUCUGUGUGUACACCAUCCUGGGGGUGGUGAAGAGGGCCCGCUGGCCGGCUGACCUGGAGGAGGCUAAGGCAGGGGGCUUCGUAGUGGGCUACACCCCUAAUGGAGCCCCCAUCUACAGAAACCCCUGCAGCGCCCAGGUCCUGGCACUGCUGCCCAACCUGCUCGCCCUCAUCAGAACCCACAACAGUCUCUUCCUGCCGGAGAACAUGUGUCGUCUGAGUGAGACGUUCUCCAAGGCCUACGACAUGAUAGAGGUGGAGAAGAACAUGGUUCUAGGCUUGCCUCAGCCAGCCCUGGACAUCUAUGACCCUCCAGUGUAUAAGACUCAUCUAGAGCGCAUGCAGGGAUUCUUCUGUACCCUCUACGACAACUGUUACCAUAUCCUGGGGAAGGCAGGCCUAUCAUUGCAGCAGGACUUCUACACCAUCGAGGGAUUGGCUGAACAGAUCGUUGGUUCUGUCUUUGUCUCCCUCGACAACGUGCCUGACCACAGACUCCGCACCAUGCUCCGGGUGUUCCUGAAGCAGCUGGUGGUGUCAUGUCCUCAGGAGUGCUACAACAGUCUGCUCUGCCCCCUGCUGGGGCCUCUGUUCGCCUACAUGCUACAGAGACUCAAUCUCAGGUGGCAGAUCAUCAACCAGAGGAGUACUGUCAGUGGGGAGGAGGAGGAGGAGGACGAGUCGUGUGAGGAGAAUCAGGAGAUGCUGGAGGAGCAGCUAGUUCGGCUGCUCACCAGAGAGGUUCUGGACCUGCUCACUCACGCCUGCAUAAUGAAAAAGGUGCCUGCGCCAGCAGGAAACAAGGAAGAUGUGGAUGAGGAGGAGAUGAUGUCCACUGAGUCCCAGGCAGUCGCUGUCUCCCCUGCCCAGCCAACCGGCGAACUUACGGAGCUGGGGAAGUGUUUUCUCAAACACGAGGACAUCUAUAUGACCUUGUUGACCAUCUCAUUCACCUCUCUGUCCUGGAAGGACACCAGUAACUGUCACCGCAGCGCCUCCAUCGUGUGCUGGACCCUGCUACGACAGGUUGUAGGUGGGAACCUUUUGCCAGAGGCGGUCACAUGGUUCUAUACCAGUGUUCUGAAGGGACUGCAGAUGCAUGGGCAGCAUGAGAUCUGCAACUCAGCCCUCACACAACUGGCCCUGCUUAUGUACGAGAACCUGCGGCCGCGGUACAUGGAGCUAAGAGACGUGAUGACUCAGAUCCCCGACAUCAAUCUGGAGGCUCUAGACCAGUACGACCAGCGGUUGCUGGAGCCCAGCUCCGCUCAGAGGUUGGGAGAGAAGAAGAGGAAAGACCAGUUCAAGAAGCUCAUUGCUGGCGCUGUGGGGAAAGCUCUGGCCCAGCAGUUCAAAAAGGAGGUACAUAUACGAAAUCUUCCGUCUCUCUUUAAGAAGCCGAAGCCUGAGAAAAGGGACAUUCUGGAGACCAGUGAGAGUGGAGCACUAGCAGCACUCUUCUCCCCAGUGGUGGAUGACAUCUAGGAGCACAGAGCAGCACUCUUCUCCUCAGUGCUGGACGACAUCUAGGAGCACAGAGCAGCACUCUUCUCCUCAGUGCUGGACGACAUCUAGGAGCACAGAGCAGCACUCUUCUCCUCAGUGCUGGACGACAUCUAGGAGCACGAGCAGCACUCUUCUCCCCAGUGCUGGACGACAUCUAGGAGCACAGAGCAGCACUCUUCUCCCCAGUGCUGGACGACAUCUAGGAGCACAGAGCAGCACUCUUCUCCCCAGUGCUGGACGACAUCUAGGAGCACUAGCAGCACUCUUCUCCCCAGUGCUGGACGACAUCUAGGAGCACGAGCAGCAUUCUUCUCCCCAGUGCUGGAUGACAUCUAGGAGCACAGAGCAGCACUCUUCUCCCCAGUGCUGGACGACAUCUAGGAGCACAGAGCAGCACUCUUCUCCCCAGUGCUGGACGACAUCUAGGAGCACUAGCAGCACUCUUCUCCCCAGUGCUGGACGACAUCUAGGAGCACUAGCAGCACUCUUCUCCCCAGUGCUGGACGACAUCUAGGAGCACUAGCAGCACUCUUCUCCCCAGUGCUGGACGACAUCUAGGAGCACUAGCAGCACUCUUCUCCCCAGUGCUGGACGACAUCUAGGAGCACUAGCAGCACUCUUCUCCCCAGUGCUGGAUGACAUCUAGGAGCACAGAGCAGCACUCUUCUCCCCAGUGCUGGGUGACAUCUAGGAGCACUAGCAGCACUCUUCUCCCCAGUGCUGGGCGACAUCUAGGAGCACAGAGCAGCACUCUUCUCCUCAGUGCUGGAUGACAUCUAGGAGCACAGAGCAGCACUUCUCCCCAGUGCUGGAUGACAUCUAGGAGCACAGAGCAGCACUCUUCUCCUCAGUGCUGGGUGACAUCUAGGAGCACUAGCAGCACUCUUCUCCCCAGUGCUGGAUGACAUCUAGGAGCACUAGCAGCACUCUUCUCCCCAGUGCUGGACGACAUCUAGGAGCACUAGCAGCACUCUUCUCCCCAGUGCUGGACGACAUCUAGGAGCACAGAGCAGCACUCUUCUCCCCAGUGCUGGAUGACAUCUAGGAGCACUAGCAGCACUCUUCUCCCCAGUGCUGGACGACAUCUAGGAGCACAGAGCAGCACUCUUCUCCCCAGUGCUGGACGACAUCUUCCUGAAGGAUUGGCUCAACAAGUGUUCGACGUUUCUACCCUAUCGAUCGACAGUGGGAUGAAUGGACUCUACAAUUUGUGGCAGACUCCCCAUUUAGGACAAAGGUAGUCAGAAUAUUCUGUCAUGGACUGAACCCUGCUAACUGCUCAAUAAUAUUUAUCCAAAUAAUGUGAGUGUUUGUCUGCCUUGAUCAGAAAUAUAGAACAGUAUGAUGAUGGUGAUUGUCCUUCAACAGGACAUGGCUUUUGCCAUAAACCCUGCAGGUUGUAAAUGUAACAAAGAAUUGCGUUUAUACAGCACAUUUCCUCACUAGCACAACACAUUUAGCUUUAAAUGUGUUUUAGUAGAUCGCAAACAUGGACCAUCCACCUGGGUGCUCAACGACUGCAGCCAUUUUGUGCCAGAAGAACCUGAAUGGGAUCCAGUGAGCAUGUCUGAGGUGUUACACUUCAAAGUAGUCUGCUGUAUAAAGAGAGCUAUUUUCAAACCAAUGUUUUGUACAGAAUCAUUACUCUGUUGAUGGUUGAAGUAGAAUUGUCAUUGACUUUUUUUGCACUGGUUCUCCCAGCUGUGAACGUAUGAGAAGCCAGCACUGCAUUCCACCUAUGUUAAUGGGAAUAGUUUGCCGCAACAUCGACUUUUGUUCGGCGGUAUUGUUUGUGAAAACUGAUCCAAUGUGGUCGAGAUCCCAUAUUUUAUGCCAUCUGUUUUGUAGGUCAUAUUUGUGUGCAUUUGGAAGAAGCUGCAGGCCUGAAUCUCAAAUCCAUAUGAAAAAUAGGCACCAAUUGCUGUGAGGUUUAUAUGUUGCCAGUCUGUCUUUCCCAUUUAAUAUGGGACCAAAGCUGAUUUAUCCAAAUACAUACAGAAUGAUCAGAGUUUUUUUGAUGGCAUAAAAUAUAAUAGUCAGGGGACUUUGUUACAUAAUUUUGGGAGGAAUCUUAGAUUUUUGGUAUGAACUACCCCUUUAAAUCUCCCAACCCUGUCAAUGACUGACUGUUCACGUGGCCAACUUUUUUUCCUUAAUGAUUGUAUAAAACAACCUUGUACAGGGAAAGUAUUUAAAACUGUAGUACUGUUUUUAUAUUUUGCUGUUUUUAAAUAAAGGUAGACUUGAGUCAUU
This is a messenger RNA of Oncorhynchus kisutch (coho salmon), 6582 nucleotides long. RefSeq names its product exportin-5-like. Gene Ontology annotation, molecular function: small GTPase binding; nuclear export signal receptor activity; RNA binding. Gene Ontology annotation, cellular component: cytoplasm; nucleus; RNA nuclear export complex. The record is from RefSeq and is a predicted model, not a curated record. Bases 877 to 4308 code for a protein of 1143 amino acids. The transcript has 36 exons. Gene Ontology annotation, biological process: RNA export from nucleus; protein export from nucleus. Lineage: Eukaryota; Metazoa; Chordata; Actinopteri; Salmoniformes; Salmonidae.